CACACUUCCAAAAUAAAAACCACCAUCUUUCGACCUGCUCCCGUCGAAUCACCAAACUUGAUUAAUCCGUUAUCAGCCCGCGUUGAUAACCCCCUUUUCAAACCCAACGCAAGACAGUUUCGGUUGAGCGCUCCAUCCGCGAUGAGCGUAAAAUUUUGGCUGAUCGCGUCCGCGAUCUUCUCAGCUCAGCAGGUCAUCCUGGCCGACGAGGGCAGCUUCAGUGCCGCCACGAACGCGCUGUUCCGGUGCGGCAUCCGGAAGCGAUUCGGGGCCCAGCUAAUCCACAAUGGACGCACCGCCGAGCUUGGCCAGUGGCCGUGGCACGUGGCGCUGUACCACGGGGAGAAGUACAAGUGUGGCGGCACGUUGAUCGACCAGCGCCACGUGCUGACCGCGGCCCACUGUGUCGUGAGGGGCAAGAAUAGACCGAACAAGUCGAAGAACAAGAGUAUAACAAUUGAAGUGGAGCGGAUUAGGAUUCACCUGGGGCAGCGCCACCUAGAUGAGCUCCCGGAACCGGAACUGGUCAAGAACGUGAGCGAAAUCGUCGUACAUCCGGAGUUUAGCCCGAAUCGGAACGACAUCGCCCUGCUCGUACUGUCCAGUGUGGUACAGUUCUCGGAGUUGGUCAUUCCGAUAUGCCUGGUGGGAUCGCGAGCGGCUCAGGAGGAAGAUUUGGUAGACCGGCGAGGUUGGGUCGCCGGUUGGGGCAUCACGGAGACGGGACACCUGUCGACGGUGCUGAAAACGGUCCAGAUGCCGGUGGUCAACAAUACGGAGUGCGUCCAGAACGAUCCUCUUUUGUUUGAAAGGUUCAUAUCGCCGAAGAUGUUCUGCGCCAGCGAUCGGAACGGGACGAGCGUCUGCCAGGGUGACAGCGGCGGAGGAAUGUACCUGCUGGCCGGAGAUCGCUGGGAACUUCGCGGGAUAACUUCGUUCGCCGGGGUGACGGAUAGCGGGGGAUGUGACACCCAGAGAUACGUGGUGUUCAGCAAGGUGUCCAGCUACUACGAGUGGAUCAAAGGAUUGACGGGGGACGCUGUCAAAAAGGAAGACAUCGUUCCGAAGCGGAUCAGUGAGUUGAAAUGCCUGCAGUACAGCAAAUUUGCGCGGAAGCGCAACAACGGAGUGUGCUCCAACGCGAGAUCUCCCCACACGGUGGCCAUAAUCGACCGGCUGCAGCAGCACAUUUCGAGCGGCAGUAUCAUCAGCGAAAAGUUUGUGCUGACCAAAGCGCCAAGCCUGUUUGAGAUGUACGAGAUGGACGUCGAGUGGGAUGCACUGUGGGUACGCAUUGGCAACCAGCCGGACCGGAAGGUGCUUCGCGAAAUUCACAGCCCUGGCUAUGACGCGAAGACGCUCCGGCACCACAUCAUGCUGCUCGAGUUGGAAAAGCAGCUUUUCACGAGUGGGCUGCUGCCGGCAUGUUUGGCCAACGAGGCCACCGAAAAUCUGUUCGACACCCUGCUCCUGAACGGGUACACCGGUUCGAACUACUAUUUUUUUAAAGGCAAGCCACACCCUGUUUAUGCCGACAAUGAUUUUUACGAGAACCUGGACAACAAAGUAAUUUCGAACGAACAGUGCAGCCGGAGGAUCCGCGACUCGCUUCGGGGGUACACUGCGGCCAACCCGGAAGAUCUGUGCACUAGCUUCCAAACAGAAGCGCCCUUUACCUGGGCUGGCAUCGUCGGGGGUCCGCUGCAGACGGUCAACACUCGCAGUUGCAUGUACACGCUGGUAGGGGUCAUGCGGCUUAUCUAUCCAGCGCGGUUUGAAACUGCUGAGCCGUAUACGAACGUGUACUCUCGCGUUACGGCCUACCUGGACUGGAUUGAGCACGUGGUUUGGGGUAACGAGACGGUUCCGGAACACGUUGCUGUGGAUGGUACGGGAGAGGCACCAACAGAAGAGGUCUUUGAGCCCAAGAUGAGACCUGUGCAUUUCGAUGUUUUCCGAAACCUUGGAGCAGGGCUGCGGAGUCAAGUCAUAAUUCAAGCGACUCCGACGCCGGCUGUCUGCUUCUCGCAGAACUCGGCCAAACGCCGGCACGCCUCGGCCAUCAUGUCCUCCGGCACGACAGAACACGCUCUGCUCGGCCACGAGCGCCUGCACAAACUCGAGGUCCGUCUCGUACUCCGGGAAGCGGCCGAUGUCGAUGCCGAUCAUCAUGUACAUGGCCCCGCCGGGCAUGACCGGACGCAGCCCGCGGAUGUGCUUGACCGAUUUGAAGGCCAGCUCGGCGUGGCGCUGGAAUUGGAAUUGGCGCGGUUAAGGGGGGUGGUGUGGGAAGUGGAGAGGUCUUUUUGGGGGAAUACUUACGUGCAGCGUUGCAACCAGUUCGUCGUAGAAGCUCUGCGGAGUGUUUCUCAGUAUUUCCGGCAGGGCGCCCUGGACCAGCGUGUUGGCGCCCAGGAUUCUGGACGACAGGUUGGCCAACCCCUUGCGAACUCCCUGCAGCACGUUAUCCCGAUCGUGGAUGACGAUCCAUCCCAUGCGCCAUCCCGGCACCAGGAAGCGCUUGGUCAGUCCACCGCAGGACAGCACCGGAACCUUGCGCGACAGCGAACUAACCGAGUGGAACUCCUGGCCGGGGAAGACAAAGUGCUCGUAGAUUUCGUCCGCGAUGAUCGGAACAAAGUGCCGCUCGGCAAUGUCCAGAAUCGCCUCCAAAUGUUCCCGGCUGAAGACGGAACCGCACGGGUUGCUCGGAUUCGUCACCACGAUCGUGGCCGUGUUGGCAUCGAUCAGCGAUUCCAGCUGGUCCAGGUCCACCUCCCAGUUGCGUUCCGGGAUCAGAUCAUAGUACCGGCACUCGACGCCGAAGCCCUCCGCGAGCGUCUUCCAAGCCAGUUUCGGUUGAGCGCUCCAUCCGCGAUGAGCGUAAAAUUUUGGCUGAUCGCGUCCGCGAUCUUCUCAGCCCAGCAGGUCAUCCUGGCCGACGAGGGCAGCUUCAGUGCCGCCACGAACGCGCUGUUCCGGUGCGGCAUCCGGAAGCGGUUCGGGUCCCAGCUGAUCCACCAUGGACGCACCGCCGAGCUUGGCCAGUGGCCGUGGCACGUGGCCAUGUACCACGGGGAGAAGUACGCGUGCGGCGGAUCGUUGAUCGACCAGCGCCACGUCCUGACCGCGGCCCACUGUGUCGUGAGGGGCAAGGACAGGCCGAGGAAAUCGAAGAAUAAGAAUAUAACAAUUGAAGUGGAGCGGAUUAGGAUUCACCUGGGGCAGCAUAGUCUGGAUGAUUUGCCGGAACAGGUACAGGUCAAGAACGUGAGCGAAAUAGUCGUACAUCCGGAGUUUAGCACGAAUCGGAACGACAUCGCCCUGCUCGUACUGUCCAGUGUGGUUCAGUUCUCGGAGUUGGUCAUUCCGAUAUGCCUGGUGGGGUCGCGUGUGGCUCAGGGGGAAGAUUUGAUAGAUCGACGGGGUUGGGUCGCCGGUUGGGGCAUCACGGAGACGGGACACCUGUCGACGGUGCUGAAAACGACUCAAAUGCCGGUGGUCAACAAUACGGUGUGCGUCCAGGACGAUCCGGAACUGUUUGGAAAGUUCGUCGCGCCGACGAUGUUCUGCGCCAGUGACCGGAACGGGACGAGCGUCUGCCAGGGUGACAGCGGCGGAGGAAUGUACCUGCUGGCCGGUGAUCGCUGGGAACUUCGCGGGAUAACUUCGUUUGCCGGAGCAAAGGAUUCUAAAGAAUGCGAUACCCAGAGAUUCGUGGUGUUCAGCAAGGUGUCCAGCUACUUCGAGUGGAUCAAAGGCUUGACAGGGGAAGCCGUCAAAAAGGAAGAUAUCGUUCCGAAGCGGAUCAGUGAGUUGAGUGAGUACGAAUUUUUGCCAUCGGUUCGCUCACCUGUCAUUCCCAUCCAAGAUGGCCUGUCGAGCUACACGCUCAUUUCAGAACAAUCGGAUUUUGCUUACAUUUUAGUUAUUUUUUUCUGUUUACGUUUCCUAGAAUGCCAGGAGUACAGUAAAAUCGCGCGUAAGCGCAACAACGGCGUGUGCCUGAACGCGAGAUCUCCCCACACGGUGGCCAUCAUCGACCGGAACCAGCGGCACAUCUCGAGCGGAACCAUCAUCAGCGAGAAGUUUGUGCUGACCAGGGCGCCAAGCUUAUACGACAUGUACGAGUUGCGGGUGGACUGGGACGAGCUGAGGGUACGCGUUGGCAAUCAACCGGACCGGCGGGUGCUCCAGGAGAUCACCAACCCAAACUACGACUCCAGAACGCUCCGCCAUCAUGUGAUGUUGCUCGAGCUGGAAGCACCGCUCGUGUUCAGCAGUGGGCUGCUGCCGGCAUGCUUGGCCAACGAGGCUACCGAGAAUCUGUACGACACGCUACUCCUGAACGGGUACACCGGAGCGAGCGUAGAGGACGGUCGUAUUGUUGCUCCGAACGAUUUCUUCGAAAGCGUCGAUAGCAAGGUGAUGUCGAACGGCAAGUGCAACCGAACCAUCCGAUCCCCUUUCCGAGCGUACAAAGAGAUCCACCCGGAAGAUCUGUGCACCAACUUUGAGACGGAAUCGAGCUUCACCUGGGCCGGUAUCGUCGGCGGUCCGCUGCAGACGGUCAACACGCGCAGUUGCAUGUUUACGCAGGUUGGGGUGACGCGGCUGAUUUACCCACCGCUGGACUCGGUUCUUCAGUAUACCAUCGUCUACUCCCGCGUAACGGCCUACCUGGACUGGAUCGAGGGCGUGGUGUGGAGUAACGAGAAGCGGCCGGAGGACACGGCCGAUAGUGCACCGGGAGAGGCGCCCACACAGGAAGAGGAGGAGGAGGAGGUUGAGGAGGGCGUCGGGCAGACUACCACGGCGAGACCUCUUAGUUUGGGGGAUUUCCGGCCAAUUCCAACCGGAUGGGAGUAACUAGCAACAAGAAAAACUAGAUUGAUGAAAUCAAUUGAUUUAAAAAAAAAUCUGAAUCUGAAAUCUGAUCUGAAUUUGAUCGAAAUCUGAUUUUUUUUUAGAUUUAGAAAAGUGAUUUUAAAAUAAAAGUCAUUUCUGUACAGAAAAUCUCUUUUCUUUACCAGUUAAUUCCAAGAGGAAAAUUGAUCCAA
Messenger RNA from Culex pipiens pallens (northern house mosquito), 5060 nucleotides. RefSeq lists its product as uncharacterized. Gene Ontology annotation, molecular function: serine-type endopeptidase activity. The record is from RefSeq and is a predicted model, not a curated record. Gene Ontology annotation, biological process: proteolysis. Lineage: Eukaryota; Metazoa; Arthropoda; Insecta; Diptera; Culicidae.